Molecule: messenger RNA, 6933 nt
Organism: Symphalangus syndactylus (siamang)
Lineage: Eukaryota; Metazoa; Chordata; Mammalia; Primates; Hylobatidae
Gene: ARVCF
Product: ARVCF delta catenin family member
Biological process (GO): cell-cell adhesion
Cellular component (GO): nucleus; plasma membrane; adherens junction
Molecular function (GO): protein binding
Source: RefSeq, a predicted model, not a curated record
GCCCGGGGUCGGAGGCAGAGGGCGGGGCGUCGGCCUGCCCGGGAGGACCCGCUUUUGUUCCGCGGAGCUGCUGGCCCGAGGCGGCUAUUGUCUUGCGCCCCUGGCUGGGCUGCGUCAGGCUGGGGCCAGGGCUGGGCGGGUGGCGGUGUGAGCGCAGUGCCCCCGGGUGUGCAGGACGGGCCGCAGAGCCUCUAGAGCCUAUCCCCGGGGCCUGGGGGGCCGGGACCCCUGGCAGUUUGACCCUCCUCUUGGAACCGGCCCGGACCGAAUGGACGCUUCCUGGCCAGCGCCCAGGACAGGUGCCUAGGGACCCGGGUGGAGAGCCAGGGCCUUCCUGAGCAGCUUCUGUCUGUGCAGGAAGGAGGCUGAAGUCUGAAGAGGGAAGCCCGGGUAGGCCUUCUGCUCCCUGAGAGGGUUCCUCCUCUCCCCUCCGCACCCCCUGCGCCGGCUCUGACUCCCGGGACCUGCAAAGGAGCUUCCGGAGCUUUAAUGGAAGUCUUCUCUGCCUCCGAGGCGCACGUGAUGGGAGGGGUAGAGACAGGCCCUGCCCACUAAUGGAUGCUAGAGGGGAUCUCUAAGGAAAAUGGGGUCCUCCCCCUCUCAGCAUUGAGGUGGGGGGAGGCAUAGGCAGUCCGCCCUCUGCUCAGAGCAGUCCUGGGUUCAGUAACAGGCAGGGAAACUGACUUGAACAGAGGAGAGACCAGCCAAGACCCUCUGUGGUGGGAGGCAGGUCUCCCACACACCUGCCUACCUGGGCAGCCAGGCCCCUGCCUGUCGUACGUCCCUGGCGUGGCCCCCAGGGUCUGGCCCUCAGAGAUGGAGGGACCAGUUUUUGGAAAAUCCAUGGUCACAGUGUGUCUGAUGACCCUGAGCUGAGCUUGGGGAAGCUGAGGUGGAUGACAGUCAGCCCUGCUUUCCCACCCCAAGCUUGCUCCCCCAGCUUGGCUUUUUGGCUUCUCUGCCUGGGGCCACGCCCUGGCAGGUGUACUGCUGUGUGGAGGAGUAAGCUCCAGGUCCUGGAGACUGGUCAGAGGCUGUGGCACCAAGGGAAAGGGCAUUUUGUGGUGGCCAAGGGCUUGCUGCCUGGUGGGAGAUGCCAGCCUGGCUUGUCCUGGAGUCUACCUGGGAGGGCCAUAAUGGGGAUGGGAGGAGAUUCAUUCAUUCAUCCAUCUGACAGCAGCCACUUCCUGCCCUCUGGGAGCCUGGCCUGCAGGUGUGGGAUCCAGGUGUGCAAUCUCACCUUAACUCAUUCUGUGUGUGCUAGCCAGGCCUUGGACAGGGGAGGGGCCUACCCCUGCAGUCUGUUCUUGAGGACGCAGACCGUGGUUGUGCAUCUGUGAAGUCCGGUGGUUUGGGUAGAUAAGUACUAUGGGACCAGGGCCCAGCCACCUGUGCCCCAGCAUCCCUCUGUGUGUUGGUCCAAUCUUGCUUUUCUGCUCCCUGUGUUCCUUGCAUUUUGCCACAAAGGUGGGACUGGUGCUACCCAGUGUGUCCCACGACCCCAGCCCCCUCUGUCUUUCCCACCUCCCUGUGAAGAAGCUGAGCCCCAGGUGCGUGAUGGGGCCCAGAGCCCCUGUGCUGGGCUCAGCCCUGUGUUCCUGGGACCCUCUUGUGAGCAGGGGUAGGUGGUCUACCUCCCUGGCCACUCUGACCCCUCCCACAAGCCCAAGGGAGCUCAUGGGAAACCCCACGCCUGGGCAGCAGCCUGUUUCCAGGCCAGUCCUGGGGGCCCCAGACCUGGUGCACCAGAGAUUGAAGAGCCAAGGGAGGGAUGAGUGCUGGGAGGCUGGGCGGGGUGCAAGAGGAGCAAGGAUGGGGCCCCGGCUGGGGAGGGGGUGAUAAGAGACGACUGACAGGAUGCAGCAUGUGGGGUUGGGCUGGAGGUGGGGUGUUCAGGGUAGAGUCCAUGUCUAGGGUACAGAGGGGAACAGCCCAGAGUUGGGUCUGAGGCAGAGGCUGUGUGGGGCUGCAGGGCCAGGGUCCCUGAGAGUGGGCCAGCCUGGGCAGGUGCACCUCAGACAUGGACACUGGGGCCAGACAGGGAUCCAGGGACUGCAGCCAACUCCUCUGUUGAGAGUCAGCCCACCAUUCCACAGCCCCAACCUGAAGAUGUUGCAGAGACCUGAGGCACCAGAUGGCUAUGGGCCUCUCACUACUCUACACCUCAGUUUCUCCAUCUGCCAGCCAGCUCCGAGACUCCCAGAGUGGAUGUUGGGGAGGUGAUUGGCAGUUGGUGGCCCCUGUCCCUGUGUGUUGAGAGUCUGUGAGGCCCUGCAUGGAUAAGGGUCUCCGAUACACGGUGGAGGAUGGGAGGAUGUGUGCUCACAAGUGUGCUUCUGGGAACAAUGGGCACUGUGCCCUUGGGGUGCUGUUAGAGCACACAGGUUGAUGUGCUUGGCCUGUGCUGGGCUGGGUGCUCACACACGUGCAUGUACGUGCAUGUGUCCCUGUCUGAGGGGUCAUGUAUAUGCAUGUGUGUGUGCCUGGGCAUGUGUAGCGGGGGCCUGGCUUUUCUGUGAUCACUGGCUGACUCAUGCUCCUGCCACCCGGGUGAAGUCAUUGCUCGUUUUUAGCUCCCUGAGGUCAUUUGCCAGCAGGGACUCUUGGGGCCUCUGGAUCUUACUGCGGGGCUGCUAGGCUGGGGCUGAUGGGUGGUGCUGCAGGGUUGCCAGGUCUUGCUGGGGGGCGUGGCUCUCCUGGACCACCCCAGCUCUGCCUGUCAGACCCUCACCACAGCCUUGGUGGGAGGGAUAAGCUGGGCCACAGAGUGGCAUCAGGGUCCUGAGAUGUCCUCCCCUUUUCCUUUCCCCCUUACCCCCACUGCCUAGCUAGGGAAGAGCGGGCUUUUCUCUGAGUCUUUAAUAGAUGUAAAUAUAUACACAUAUGAGGGGCUACAUCCCACUGGCAGUGUCCUGGGUAACGUCCCCUCAGUGUUGCUUCAUACCCUCCUCACUCUGUCGCCAGAACUGCAGCCCCUCAGUGCCUGGGCCCCUGCUUGAACUCUGAUGAGCCCCCCAAGGGCCCAGCAGAGAGAGCUCAGGGCCUGACACACAUUUGCCAGGUACCAAUGGGGCAGCCCAGCCCCAGCAGUGAUGGGCCACACAAGUCUUCUCCUGCUUCACAUCAGUCCCAGCUCCCCAGUGCCUUUGGAGAAGAGCCCAGUCUGCCCUGCCUGGCAGCAUGCCAGUUGUCCCCACUCUAGGCCUCAGUCUAUUUCUUUUUCCCAGGGAACAGGUCCCCUUUUCCUAGCCCGAUCCGCAGCAGGCAUUCCACCUACAUCUCAAGACUGAGGGCGGGAUGAGGCCCAAAGCCUUCCUUGCCAGAUUGCCUUCUGUGGGGGUGCUUGAAAUCCCACUUGGACUGUGAAGUUCUUCGAGCAGAGCCCAGGCAGCCAGGCCCCACUGGCCACAAUGCCGGAGGCACCUGAUGUGCUGGAGGAGACCGUGACAGUGGAGGAGGACCCUGGCACACCCACUUCCCAUGUGUCUAUUGUCACAUCCGAAGAUGGCACGACCCGGCGCACCGAGACCAAGGUCACCAAGACUGUGAAGACGGUGACCACUCGGACAGUACGCCAGGUGCCCGUGGGCCCAGACGGACUCCCCCUGCUGGAUGGCGGCCCCCCACUAGGCCCUUUUGCAGAUGGUGCCCUGGACCGGCAUUUCCUGCUGCGUGGUGGUGGCCCAGUGGCCACACUCUCUCGAGCCUACCUCAGCAGCGGGGGUGGCUUUCCCGAAGGCCCCGAGCCCCGGGACAGCCCCAGCUAUGGCAGCCUGUCCCGAGGGCUGGGCGUGCGGCCCCCACGUGCUGGCCCCCUUGGCCCAGGCCCUGGUGAUGGCUGCUUCACACUGCCUGGCCACCGGGAAGCUUUCCCGGUGGGUCCUGAGCCUGGGCCACCAGGUGGCCGCUCCCUGCCUGAGCGCUUCCAGGCAGAGCCGUAUGGCUUGGAGGAUGACACACGCAGCCUGGCCGCUGAUGACGAGGGUGGCCCUGAGCUGGAGCCUGACUAUGACACGGCCACGAGGAGGAGGCCUGAGUGUGGGCGGGGCCUUCAUACCAGGGCCUACGAGGACGCAGCAGAUGAUGGCGGCGAGCUGACGGAUGAGCGGCCUACGUUCCCAACGGUGACGGCGCCCCUGGCCCAGCCUGAACGGGGCAGCCUGGGCAGCCUGGACCGGCUGGUGCGGCGUUCGCCCUCAGUGGAUAGCGCCCGCAAGGAACCGCGCUGGCGGGACCCUGAGCUGCCUGAGGUGCUGGCCAUGCUGCGGCACCCCGUGGACCCCGUGAAGGCCAAUGCGGCCGCCUACCUGCAGCAUCUGUGCUUUGAGAACGAGGGUGUCAAGCGGCGUGUACGGCAGUUGCGGGGGCUGCCGCUGCUUGUGGCACUGCUGGACCACCCGCGGGCUGAGGUGCGGCGCCGGGCCUGUGGGGCACUGCGCAACCUCUCCUAUGGCCGCGACACUGACAACAAGGCCGCCAUCCGGGACUGUGGUGGUGUGCCUGCCCUGGUGCGCCUGCUGCGGGCCGCCCGGGACAACGAGGUCCGCGAGCUUGUCACUGGCACCCUGUGGAACCUGUCAUCCUAUGAGCCCCUGAAGAUGGCCAUCAUUGACCAUGGCCUGCAGACGCUGACCCACGAGGUGAUCGUGCCCCACUCAGGAUGGGAGCGUGAGCCCAACGAGGACUCCAAGCCACGGGACGCCGAGUGGACAACUGUCUUCAAGAACACGUCGGGCUGCCUGAGGAAUGUGAGCUCCGAUGGUGCUGAGGCCCGGCGGCGACUCCGGGAGUGUGAAGGGCUGGUGGACGCACUUCUGCAUGCCCUGCAGUCGGCUGUGGGCCGAAAGGACACUGACAACAAGUCGGUGGAGAACUGCGUGUGCAUCAUGCGGAACCUGUCCUACCACGUGCACAAGGAGGUGCCCGGGGCCGACAGGUACCAGGAGGCCGAGCCCGGGCCCCUGGGCAGUGCUGUAGGCUCCCAGCGCCGGAGGCGGGAUGAUGCCAGCUGCUUUGGUGGCAAGAAGGCCAAAGAGGAGUGGUUCCACCAAGCAAAGAAGGAUGGUGAGAUGGACCGGAACUUUGACACGCUAGACCUGCCCAAGCGAACUGAGACCGCCAAAGGCUUUGAGCUGCUGUACCAGCCCGAGGUGGUACGUCUCUACCUCUCCCUCCUCACGGAGAGCCGGAACUUCAACACCCUGGAGGCUGCCGCCGGCGCUCUGCAGAACCUCAGUGCCGGCAACUGGAUGUGGGCCACAUACAUCCGCGCCACAGUGCGCAAAGAGCGCGGGCUGCCAGUGCUUGUGGAACUGCUGCAGUCUGAGACCGACAAGGUGGUGCGCGCCGUCGCCAUCGCUCUGCGCAACCUCUCGCUGGACCAACGCAACAAAGACCUCAUCGGGAGCUACGCCAUGGCCGAGCUUGUGCGGAAUGUGCGGAAUGCACAGGCUCCGCCGCGACCGGGGGCCCGCCUGGAGGAAGACACCGUGGUGGCGGUGCUCAACACCAUCCACGAAAUCGUGUCCGACAGCCUGGAUAACGCGCGCUCACUCCUGCAGGCACGCGGGGUGCCAGCGUUGGUGGCUCUCGUCGCCUCCAGCCAAUCGGUACGCGAGGCGAAGGCGGCGUCACACGUGCUGCAGACAGUGUGGAGCUACAAGGAGCUGCGUGGUACCCUGCAGAAAGAUGGUUGGACCAAGGCGCGCUUCCAGUCAGCUGCUGCUACUGCCAAGGGGCCUAAGGGAACACCAAGUCCUGGGGGCUUUGAUGACAGCACGCUGCCACUGGUGGACAAGAGCGUUGAGGGCGAGAAAACUGGCAGCCGGGAUGUGAUCCCCAUGGACACGCUUGGCCCAGACGGAUACUCCACGGUGGACUGGAGGGAGCGGAGGCCACGGGGCACCAGCUCUGCAGGAGAGGCCUCUGAGAAGGAACCCUUGAAACUUGACCCCAGCAGGAAGGCCCCUCCCCCCGGGCCCAGCAGGCCCGCGGUCAGGCUGGUGGACGCCGUGGGGGACGCUAAGCCUCAGCCCGUUGACUCCUGGGUCUAGCUUGCAUGCCUGGGCCCAGGCCCAGCCUCCUGUUCUUAGGGCUUGGAUCGUGGAAGAAGGGCCACCCUGAGCAGAUCGUGCCGUGGAGCUUGGAGCCCCCUGGCGGCAGGGGUUGGCAGCGCCUCGCCCCAGCCAAGCCUGACUUUGGGGACACCCUCCUGCCCCCCCACCCCACUCCCCCCAUCCUACCUAACUCCCUAGGCCUGAGUUAGCUGUUUACUGACAUGGUGCUGUGUGUGAGCGAGUGACAGAAGGCCCGAGGAGGCCGACUGGGCUGCUGGGGCAGGGCCCAGGGAGGUGGCAGGGAAGGGUGCCUGGCUGGGCUUUGGGGCUGGUGGGUUAGGAGGGUGCCCCAGGAACACAGUGCCCCAGUGGUGCGGGCCAGGUCUGGCGCCAGGGGCAAGCGGCUAGGCAGGGAGGGGGCUGGGAAAGAACUUGGACUCCUAAAGGUGGAGCGGCUCCCUGGGCACCCUGCAGCCAGGCAGACCACAGUGUGGGGGGUGCCCCACAAGGCCCAGCCCUGGGCAAGGAAGCUUUGGAAGCAGCAAGGUGGGGGUCAGGCUACAGGUGCCGCAUCUCCCCAGAGCCCUGCAGUCAUGCAAGGCCCCUGUGCAGUAGAGAGCCCUUCUCUAGCCGAUGCUGGCUGGGGCCGGGGCCGCGGCGUCUGCCUGGAGCCCGGGCAGCACCUCCGGUACUGACCUUCGGCAGUGGCUUGGGGACUGCUUUCAGUGCCUGCUGUUCGUGACUCAGAAACAGAAGAAAAUCACUGAGAAAAAGCAUUAAAAAUAAGCCAAAAUAAGACUAUUGGUAAACAUCUAAAUUUUUGUAAGAAAAUUUAAAAAUUAAAGCAGCAAAGGAACUUUUUGCUUUCUGCCACUCA